AUUUGGCGAUUAAUUACACACAUUUAGCCAUCAAGGGAGGGAAUCUGGACGAAGGAAAAUACUGGUAAAGGAGCAAUACAUUUAACUAUGAAAAAAGCGGCUGUACUGUGUUUUUGCAUGACCAUGCUCUGAAACGUCGAAAACGCACUAGGUGUCCGGCAUGUUGGGCCAACUUCCGCUUACUCAUGUGUGCGAUGACGUGUGACCCGGAUCAGGCAAAUUUUCUCACUCCGAUGGUCUGCGGAAAACUGGUCCGAUCCGUUAAGUAUAACUUAACAGUUUCGGUGACUGAUGGCUUCUUCACCAGCUGCAAGGACGUCCGAUUCUCUACUGGACGCUCAGUGGACUUGAUGUGUGACUCAGCAUUUUGCACACCGGAAUUACUCCUCAGAGGUCUCGAAAACCACAGCCCAUUUCCACUCAGGUUUGUCGUCACUCCCGACUACAAAUAUGAUUCACUGGAUAUCAGCGAAAACAGGGCCUACAACCAACCUAUGUAUAGUUGCAACCAAGCGGUGCCAGCACGUGGAUCGGAUUCCGGAGGGCCAAGCUGCUCUUGCACAGAUUGUGAGGGUUCAUGUCGCCCUCCACCUGAUCCCCCAGUGUCGGCGUCUCCACUGCGUGUUUUCGGUUUUGAUGCGUGGUGGGUGGGAGCGUUCCUCACUUUUAUAGUCAUUUCGGUUGUGUUUUGCGCCUUUGAAGUCCUCAAAUGUAUAUUCAGAAAGGCUGGUAUCAGGCCAUGUCAGUCCAGGAUAAAAACACCCGAAUCCACACAGAGUACACCUUGGCCGAAGCGACUAAAUUAUUUGUCCAGACUGCAAGCUGCCCUGGAACACGCAAUGAGUAAAUGUUUCAGUUGGAUCGGUCGCCAGGUGGCUCGGUACCCCUACAUCACGUUAACCGCCGCCGCUGUGAUAUCCACAAUUCUCUCUGUCGGUCUGGUUAAGUUUACGGUGACCACCAAUCCGGUUGAACUCUGGUCAGCACCAAACUCUCCAUCGCGGUUGGAAAAGAACCACUUUGAUCAACAUUUCAGCCCAUUUUAUAGAACACAGCAACUUAUCAUUCGUCCUCGAAACCAGAAGUGCUUUGUGCAUGAUCAAGUAUAUCCUGUAUAUGGCACGGUACGGUGUGGCCCUGCGUUUAGGAAGUCAUUCUUAUCAGAGGUUUUAAACCUUCAGAAUGAAAUCCUAAAUUUGGUUGUAUAUUCUACCAAGUUCAAUCAGAACAUUUCGUUGAGGGAUAUUUGUUUCAAGCCGCUGGAGCCUGAUAAUAUGGAUUGUGGAAUCAUGAGUCCACUGGAGUACUUCCAGAGCAACGCAACAUUGUUCGAUAAAACGUUUAAUGGGUCCAAUGACUACGUUGACCACAUGCUUUUCUGCGCAGAUGCACCGCUUUCCAUUAGUGGCCCACAUCCGGAUAUAGAAGUCAGCUGCCUAGCAGCUUCCGGCAUGCCAGUUAUGCCCAAAGUCGUAUUUGGUGGCUUCAGCGAUGACAACUACAAGGAUGCCAAAGCCCUGGUGAUCACAUUCUUAGUGCGGAAUCAUCAGGACCCACAAUCCGAACAAGUGCAGAAGGCCGAAGAAUGGGAGAGUGCAUACUUACGCAAGAUGAAGAUCUGGUCAGAACUGAACUCGCAGCUAGCCAUCGUGAGCUAUCGUGCGGAGAGAUCUGUAGAGGAUGAAAUUCGUCGCCAGUCGGAGGCAGACGUCUUGACAGUUCUUGUCAGUUACGUGGUCAUGUUCGUAUACGUCAGUAUAUUCCUGGCCUCUUUCCAGAGAUGUCGAACUGUUCUAGUUGAUAUGCGCAUCACUCUCGGAUUCGGUGGUGUCCUAAUCGUCAUUCUGUCAGUAAUAUCUUCGAUUGGCUUGUGGAGCUAUUGUGGUACGCCGGCCACUUUGAUCAUCAUCGAGGUGAUCCCAUUCCUUGUUCUGGCAGUGGGCGUGGACAAUAUAUUCAUUCUAGUACAAGACUUUGAGUAUUAUGAAGCGAAAACCGAUAUUCUUCGCUGCGAGGAGAGUGAUAACGCGUCAGCUUCAGUUUGUGAUGUGUCAAUGUAUCCUGUGUAUACAAAUGAAGAAACGAGGUCCCUUGACACUGAAAAGAAAUCAAAUCCUACAAUUUCAGCUAGAGUCGAAGCACGGAUGGCCCAAACGAUGAGUCGAGUCGGGCCCUCUAUCCUGUUGUCCAGCGCAGCGGAAUCUACUGCAUUUUUCUGUGGCUCUAUCACAAGCGUGCCAGCCGUUCGGAUCUUCUCGCUAUACGCAGGAGUAGCAGUUGUAUUCAAUUUCCUUCUGCAGCUGUCAGCAUUCGUUGCUCUCAUGACGCUGGACGCUAGACGCAGAAUGGCCAGGCGUUUCGACAUCUGCUGCUGCUUCGGACUGGAUAGUAGGGCUUGCAAAUCGAAACUUAAUCCCGUGGCCCCAGUUAAUGCAAAUGCCACCGGAAAUGGUACGGCUAAUAAUGCAGUUCCCCUGGAGUCUUGUAUGAAGGUAACAAGUACUCCAGUUAAUGCAGUUUUAACGAGGACGAAAUCCGCACAAGCAAAAACUGUGCCCAAAUCCACUCCAUGGUUGCAUCGAGCCAUUACAAGUGGUUUAGCUCCGUUCAUCCUGUCAAUUUGGGUUCGACCUAUCAUCAUGGUGAUCAUCUUGGCUUGGGUCUGCUUCUCCAUAGCGAUUAUUCCAACGCGCAUGCGCAUUGGACUGGAUCAGCGCUUGGCAAUGCCACAGGAUUCCUACGUCUUAGAUUACUUCAAUGCGAUGGCCGAAUACCUUCGUGUUGGUCCGCCUGUCUACUUCGUGGUCACGAGCGGCCACAUAUACAACGAAACAUGGGGCCAGAAUCAGAUAUGUGGUUCAGUUGGAUGCCCGCAGGAUUCGCUACUGGGUCACAUCCGCGAUGCAGCCAAACGUUCAUCAUACACCCGGAUAGCACAGCCGGCAUCAUCAUGGAUUGAUGACUACCUCGAUUGGCUUGAUCCGGAAAACGAAAUGUGUUGCCAAAUGUUACCGAACAUGGUCGACUUUUGUCCAGAUGAUAUGUCCUCGGAAGAGUGUGAAAGUUGCCCAGUGACUUUAACCAAUUUACGGCCAUCUGCCGAUGACUUUGACAAAUACGUGGGCCAAUUUCUGAACAAAAAUCCAAACAUUGAUUGUCCAAAAGCCGGAAGGGCUGCUUACCAUGAAGCUGUGGAACUGCGUCCAGGAAAUGUAAUUGGCGCAACCUACUUUAUGACCUACCAUACGGUUCUAAAAGAGUUUGAAGAUUAUUUAGAUGCCCUAAAAGGAGCUCGGAGAGUAGCGGAUGAAAUUAAUACUGAGUGGCGUCGGAACCGCACGAGUACUGCAUGUGGUCGACAUCUUCCUGACAACUACGUUUAUCCCUACAGUGUGUUCUAUGUGUUUUACGAGCAGUACAUAACUGUGAUCCAUGACGCAAUUCUGCAGAUCGGAGUCUGCGUGCUGGCCGUCUCCGUGGUGACCUUCCUCUUCCUUGGCCUCAAUGUGGCCGGAACGCUUAUGGUUCUAUUCGGUGUGGCUUACAUCUUGAUCAGCUUAAUGGGCAUGAUGGUACUCUGGGGAAUCAGUUUGAAUGCUCUCUCUCUAGUCAAUCUGAUCGUGGCAAUCGGAAUCUCAGUGGAAUUUUGUGCCCACAUAGUGUACGCCUUCAUUGUGAGUACUGAGCCUACAAGACUCACUAGAGCGAAGGCUGCGCUUUCGAAAAUGGGAAGCUCUGUUCUUCGCGGAAUUACACUGACCAAAUUCGGAGGCAUUAUUGUGCUGGCUUUUUCCAAAUCUCGGUUGUUCCAAAUAUUCUACUUUCGAAUGUACCUGGGCAUCGUUGUCUUCGGCUCCUGCACGGGUCUCGUUGUCUUACCUGUGGUUUUGAGCUAUAUCGGUCCCGGUCUCAAUCAAGCAUUAAUACACAGGACGACUGAGCACCCAUGUGGACAAGAUACAUCUGAUGACAUUGCCCACGAGGAACCUUGGGAAUAAAGUGCACAAACAGCCUCCGGAAUCGGAGACCCAAGAUAUUAGCUACUUUUUGUGAUGUCGCGCAGGUUGGCAUCAAGCUUUCGAAGCAUCUUUGAACCAAUAUCGGUAUCUAUACUGUGUUGUGCAUAAAUUCGUUACCUUCGACGCAGAUGGUGCCCUAUCUCAAAUUCGCUGCUUUGGAAAAUGCCAUAAUUCUUGUAACCAUCAGUACCUCAGAGAUACCAAUUCAGGUGACCACUUGGUGCCAAGUUAAUAAAAGUAUUGGUUGCAGAUGCG
Dicrocoelium dendriticum is the source of this 4274-nucleotide messenger RNA. Lineage: Eukaryota; Metazoa; Platyhelminthes; Trematoda; Plagiorchiida; Dicrocoeliidae. The record is from the annotation of a GenBank genome assembly.